Triticum turgidum subsp. durum (durum wheat) is the source of this 486-nucleotide messenger RNA. The record is from the annotation of a GenBank genome assembly. Lineage: Eukaryota; Viridiplantae; Streptophyta; Magnoliopsida; Poales; Poaceae.
AUGGCACCGCACUCCCCCGCCGUGAAGCUCCAGUCCCGCGCCGCGCCGGCGCCGUCGUCGGCGAUGGGCGCGCACCGGUGGUCCCGCCCCAUCGCGAAGGGCCCGCCGCGCAAGAUCAGGAUCGUGCACGUCCUGGCGCCGGAGGUGAUCAAGACGGACCCGCGGCACUUCCGCGAGCUCGUGCAGCGCCUCACCGGGAAGCCGAAAGGCGGCGCAGGGCCCUCCUCGCCGUCCUCGUCGUCGACGCCCGAGAGCGCCGCGGCGGAGUCGUCGUCCCAGCAGGCGGCGGCAGGCGGCUCGUCGUCCGUCGCGGUCGCCCCCGAGGCGGCGGCGGCGACCGUCAAGGCGGAGGUGAAGGAGGAGGAGGAGGACGGCGCGUCGCCGGAGGAAGGGCUCGGGCGCGCGUUCGGGGAGGCGGGGGGCACGACGACGAACGACGCCUUCUUCCAGGACCUCGACGAGUUCCUCCUCGGCGGAUGGCUUUAG